Messenger RNA from Linum trigynum, 1548 nucleotides. The record is from the annotation of a GenBank genome assembly. NCBI's taxonomy places the organism in Eukaryota, Viridiplantae, Streptophyta, Magnoliopsida, Malpighiales, Linaceae.
CUUGGGUUAUAUAAUUGGAAACCCCCACCAUGCUUUUAAUAGUAACCAUAGCGGUUGGAUACAUCCAAAAACGAAAAACCCUCCAUAUCAUCCUCGAUCCAAGGGUAACCCUAAUCACCCCCACUAAAUUACAGUAAUUAUAUAUAUGUGAAUACCCACAAAUUAGGAAAAAUGAAAACAGAGAAAUCAAUCUUGUGAGAGAGAGGCAGGGCAGCGUAGUAAUGUCAACUCGUGAUGAAGCCUAGUCAGUCCCAAUACACAAAGAGAGAGAUGUGAUUGCCGAAAUUUAUAACGGUAGGUUGAAGGUCACUGUGGAAGGAGCGUCUUUCCCACCUCUCCUCUCUCUCUACAUAUACAAAACCCCCCUCCUCUGCCCUCAUCAUUACUCUGUUCCCCUCUCUCUCUCUCUCUGCUUCUCUGUUUUCAACCAUAACAAUGGCGGAAGAUAGCAGCAGCAGCAGCAGCUCUACUACCACCACCAAUCUUCAUAGCAACAACCAUUCCCCUGCUUCUUCCUCCUCUUCUUCUUCCUCUUCGUCUACCUCUCCAUCCGCGGUCGAACCAUCCCGGCCGCAGAAGAGUGGAAGUCGAAAAAAAAGAGCAGUCAGUGAUCACGGUCACUGUUGCAAUAGCAGCUGUAUUAAGCGGUCGUCGGCGGCGCAGCUGCGGAGCGAUGAUGAGAACAUCCAGCGCGCCCUGAGUUCGAAUUCCGCUGACGUGGCGCCCACGCGGGAGUACAGAGGUGUGAGGAAGCGGAGCUGGGGGAAGUACGUGUCGGAGAUACGGCAGCCGAGGAAGAAGUCGCGGAUUUGGCUGGGGACUUUCCCCACAGCCGAGAUGGCGGCGCGUGCGCACGACGUGGCGGCGAUUACCGUCAAGGGCGACUCUGCCAUCCUCAAUUUCCCUCACCUCGCGGAUUGCCUCCCCCGGCCGGCGUCCUCGUCGCCGCAGGACAUUCAGGAGGCCGCCGCCAAGGCCGCCGCGAUGGUCGAGCUGGAUUCCCCUCCUACCAUUGCCGUGACGGAGGCGGCGACGACGACGGAGGAGGAGGCAGAAGAGGAGGAGGAGGAUGAAUUGGGGGAGAUUGUGGAGCUGCCGAAUUUAGAAGGGAGCUUUCCGUUUGAGUGGCCGGCGAUGGAGGAGUUCGUGUACUGCUAUUACCCGCCGGCGGGGCUCGAGUGGGAUAGUUCCGUGAUUUCCGGCGAGGCGGCGGGAGCUUCCGCACUGGGAUUAGUUGCGGAAAAUUCGGGUGUUUUUGGAACUGUGACUUUUUAGCUUUCUAAUUGACAUUUGAAAGAGAAAAAACCAUUGGCUGCCUUUUCUUUUCCUCCCCUUUUUACUGUGAGAUAUAUAUUUACAGUUUUUACUACACAUAUGUUAUAUUAUGUACAUACUAUAGUACGAUUUCUAUAAUUAAGGUGAGUUUGGUUAGUUAGUACACGCGUCCAAGGGUGAAGGUCCUACUAAUAAUAAGCACUUGGUAUAAUUUUGUGUGAUGUUUCAUUUUUCACCCUCUCAUCAUCAAGGUAAUAUAAAGGAACAAAUUAA